Sciurus carolinensis (gray squirrel) is the source of this 1578-nucleotide messenger RNA. RefSeq lists its product as uncharacterized. Lineage: Eukaryota; Metazoa; Chordata; Mammalia; Rodentia; Sciuridae. The transcript is spliced from 11 exons. Bases 1 to 1578 code for a protein of 525 amino acids. The record is from RefSeq and is a predicted model, not a curated record.
AUGCCAGGCUUGGAGCUCUACUUGGGCAGUUGUGCCAGGGGUGUGAGCUGGUGUUUAAUCCCAUCCCAAGAGCCUUUGGUCACUCUGAGGGAGGACAGGCGGGUGGCCGUGGCCCCCAGCAGAUGCAGAGGUAACUGGAGCCCGGCUGGCCCGAGCACAGCCCUAAACCCCACGCAGACGGGACGCGCUCGGGAAGAAUACGCUGCAUGUAAUUUAAUAAUCCUGGAAACAAGUCUGCAUUCUUUUUUGUCUUUGGCCCAAAGGAGAGGCCUCCACCAGCCCUGCAAAACCUCCCAGAACCUUCAUGUGCACUGGAGGAAGGGCCCAUUUCCCCGGGCUGGGGCAGCCCUGCCUCAAACAUGGCACAGAAAGUGGAGGAAAGGGCUGUCAGGACGAGAACAUGGGACUUCGGACUCUGGGUCCAGGCUGGGUCCUCCGAGGCUGUGCGGGCAGAGCUGCGUCCCCUGCUUCACCCCUUACACCACAACCCUGAGCCCCAGAUCCCGAGAGGUGCUGCAGGGAUUCUCCAGAUCCUCACACCCAGGAACGUUUGGAAGCGCCUUUCUGUGCAGUUCAUGCAUAUCGCACGCAGCGUGUGUCCACUCUCUACACCGACGUGCACCUGGACACGCUUCCGCAGUUAGUUUCAUGUGUCAUGUGCCUGGAUCUGGCUGGUGGGUGUCGGCCCAGGCAGGAAGCACUGAGGACAGGGGAGCCGUGGGCCAGCGGGCAGCUAUCGACUGUAAUCGGAUAUGCAGAGCCGCGGGAAUGGUAGCACCAUCCCGGCCCGAGUGUCCUGGGCCACGCGGGCCAGCGGUCCCCUCUUGCGGGAGUCACUGCAGAGCCUCGUGCACCGCGGCCUUCUUGUUGGCCUUCUUGUGUGGACCAGGUGGCUCCCGAUGCCAGCCCGCUCUGUGUCUGGUGGAGGAUGAGAAGGUGACCGUGAGGGCCUGUGUCCCUAGCCCCGCGGGGCCCUGCUGGAAGUCCAGGGACCGACUCUCACAGCAGCCGGUUACAACGUGCGUCCAGACCCCCGAGGCAUCGGGAGGACGCAGGCCGGAGGACUUCCUGGAAGAGGAGGCACCUCUGACGCAUCAGGGACAGGGCGGUGAGCAGGAGUUCAAGAGACCCAGUGAGGGGUUCGCAGCCUUCCAGCAGGAGGGCUGGAAUUCAGACCGCGCCGAGUCCCGCACCGGCUCCACAGCCGGCUGUGGACGGAAUCCACGGCUGGAUUCCGUGUCAGGCGGUGUCAACACCCUCAUCUUCAGAGGGGCUGAGGAGAGAGGACAGGCACCUGUCACUGUCCAUGCACCCGCCCUGGGCGUUGGGCACCGCGGCCACAGUGAGGACGAGGAAACCACCCAAGAGGGAGGUGUGCUGGGGCCCUGGGCUGAGCUGAAGCUGCAGGUCCCUUCACCCACUCACCAGCGCGGCCAGCGGAGCAGCACCAGAGCAGGGGCCCUGAUGGUCUCGGGGGCCUCGGGCACCCGCGUCUGGUGGCGGCAGCUCUGGGCGGCCCUCGGUUGCUCAGCCCUCAUUCCACGUGGCCUCAGUGCAGCCCGUGAGAGGGGCUGCUAA